AGCUUCAAAAGGGAAGUAUUCGUAUGCACUUAAGGUAUUCUUGGCCUUGAGAACUCUAGACAAGUGAAUUUUGAUUCCAAAUUGAUUACAUUAUUUAGAGAAAAUAAAAUUUAAAAGAAACUAUGGCAAUACAAUUAGGAUCUUUACUAGUAGCAGCAGAUUUGGUUUUUUUCUACACAUUUGCAAUAUUAUUUGCCAAUUGCGUCACUUCUACUUCGAUAAAUCGCAAUAGCUUUCCUGAAGGUUUUAUGAUCGGUGCAUCAUCUUCUGCUUAUCAAUAUGAAGGUGCGGCAUAUGAAAGUGGUAAAGGACCUAGUAUAUGGGAUACUUUCACUCACAAAUUUCCAGGAAAAAUAUCUGAGGGAACUAAUGGGGAUGUAGGAGACAAUUUUUAUAAUACGUAUAAGGAUGAUGUGAAACUGAUGAAGUUUGUGGGAAUGGAUGCUUUCAGAUUUUCAAUAUCCUGGUCAAGAAUAUUACCUCGUGGCAAGUUAAGUGGAGGAGUCAAUAAGGAAGGCAUUGCAUUUUACAACAAUCUCAUCAAUGAGCUUUUAUCUAAUGGUAUACAACCAUUUGUGACAAUAUACCAUUGGGAUCUUUCACAAGCACUAGAAGAUGAGUAUAGCGGCUUUCUUAGCCCUCUUGUUGUGAAUGAUUUUGUGGACUUCGCGGAGCUUUGCUUCAAAGAGUUUGGAGAUAGAGUGAAGCAUUGGAUCACCAUGAAUGAGCCUUAUAUUUUCACAAAUGGUGGCUAUGACUCAGGCAAUUCUGCUCCAGGCCGAUGCUCUCCAUGGCAAUCCAACAAUUGUGCUAAUGGAAACUCAGCAACUGAGCCUUAUGUUGUUGCCCACAAUUUGAUUCUGUGUCACGCUGCAACAGUAAGUCUAUACAAGAAGAAGUACCAAAAGUCUCAAAAGGGAGACAUAGGAAUUACACUUGUGGCUCAAUGGUUGGUACCGUACACCAAUAGUGAACUUGAUGCCAAAGCAGCCCAACGAGCCAUUGACUUCAUGUAUGGAUGGUUUAUUGAUCCAUUGGUUUAUGGAGAUUAUCCUUCAAUUAUGCGAACAAUUGUGGGAGACAGGCUACCAAAAUUUACCCCAGAGCAAGCUAAGAUGGUGAAAGGGUCCUUUGACUUCAUAGGACUAAAUUAUUAUACCUCAAAUUAUGCGGCUCAUCUUCCUUCCUCAAAUAAUGUUAAUAUUAGCAGUGCCACAAAUCCUCAUGUCCACGUCACAGGUGAAAGAGAUGGAAAACCCAUUGGUGAUCCUACUGGAGUGAACAUCUUCUUUGACUAUCCAAAAGGACUUCGAGAUCUUCUAGUCUAUACGAAGGAAAAGUACAAUAACCCAACUAUUUAUAUUACAGAGAAUGGAAUGGGUGAUCGUAGCAUCACAUUGAAGGAUGCAAUAAGGGAUCGUCAAAGAGUGAAAUUUUAUCGUGGUCACCUUUUGGCAGUUCAAGAAUCCAUAGAGCUGGGUGUGAAGGUUAAGGGUUUCUUUGCAUGGUCAUUUCUUGAUACAUUUGAAUGGACAGAUGGUUAUAAGUUAAGAUUUGGAAUGUACUAUGUGGAUUACACUGAUAAAUUGAAGAGAUACCCCAAAUAUUCAGCUCUUUGGUUUCGAAAACACUUUCACAAGGAAACUUCUAAACUUCACUAUUCUAGGUAUAUGCGCUCUUGGAUUCCAAGGAUCUUAAGUUCAUAUAUGUGAUCUCUAUUUUUUAGUUACUUUUCAUCCCUUUCCUAUAUAUUCUUUCAUUGUGUUUGAGACAACAUGUCUUUGUACAUUAUUUGCGAAAAUGUAAGGAGAUAAUAGAUGAAUCUUUUAUUGUC
Messenger RNA from Lycium ferocissimum, 1834 nucleotides. Its product is annotated as beta-glucosidase 12-like. The transcript has 11 exons. The record is from RefSeq and is a predicted model, not a curated record. Bases 123 to 1712 code for a protein of 529 amino acids. Gene Ontology annotation, molecular function: beta-glucosidase activity. Lineage: Eukaryota; Viridiplantae; Streptophyta; Magnoliopsida; Solanales; Solanaceae. Gene Ontology annotation, biological process: carbohydrate metabolic process.